Molecule: messenger RNA, 417 nt
Organism: Rotaria sordida
Lineage: Eukaryota; Metazoa; Rotifera; Eurotatoria; Philodinida; Philodinidae
Source: the annotation of a GenBank genome assembly
AUGGAACCGGCAUCUGAAAAUUUAGUUGAAUGUUCAUGUAAUUACAAUCGUUAUGCAACAAAAAAGACAAUCGGUCAUGGUUUAUUAGAAUUUGCUUUACUUACAAGUAAUGCAAUGCAAUUACGAACAUUAAUAAAUCAAAAACAACGUGAUACUAUUUGGCUUGCAUCAUUAGUUCUUGUUUGUAUUUCAAUUCUUGCACAGGUACUUUUAGCUUAUAUACUUAUUAUUGUUGGAAAAGGUAAUAUUCAAAAUCCAGAAAAACAAGAAAAAUUAGAAAAAUAUAAUAAUAUUGCAUUAUUUAUUACAACAUUAGUAUCAAUGAUAAAUGUUAUUAUUAAUAUGUUUAUGUCAACAACAAGUUCAACUAGUUAUUUAGAUACACAAUCAUUAGAAUUAUUAAAAAAACAGACAUGA